AUGGGCUCUGUUUUCCGCCACGCCGCUCGCCAGUGGCGCCGCACGGUCCACGCCAAUGGCCGCCGCCUUACGACGGACGCCACGGCCGACGCCAAGAAACUCUACGGCCGCAAGCAGCAUUGCCAGCACUACUCCCGGCACCACGGCGGCGGCGCCAUCUUUGCGAUCGCUACAUUUGCUGGCGGGUACUAUAUCGGAUCGUCGUCGAUCGACUCGGGUCGUCGCGACUGGCAACAGGAGCUGCGCGACGACAACCACGAGCUGAAGCGGCGACUUGACGACCUCCAGCGCCUUGCAAUGCGUUCCAACGCUACUGCGAUGGCCGCGACGACCGCGGCUGGCCCGUAGCUAUACCUACACUUUCCGAACGACAAUUGGAAUAAUCAUUGCGUGUCUGAUCCUGACGAGAAC
This is a messenger RNA of Saprolegnia parasitica CBS 223.65, 411 nucleotides long. RefSeq lists its product as hypothetical. Lineage: Eukaryota; Oomycota; Saprolegniomycetes; Saprolegniales; Saprolegniaceae. The record is from RefSeq and is a predicted model, not a curated record. The transcript has a single exon. Bases 1 to 348 code for a protein of 115 amino acids.